AUGAGCCAGCCGCCUCGCGACUCCCUCGCCUCGAGGCUGGCGCGGGAGACGGGCGCCAGCGAGGCGCUGGCUAGGGCAUCUUUGGACAGGGAGGGGGGCGAUUUCGGCAGGGCGGCGGAGGCCAUCAGGUCCGGUCAGGGCGAUGGGCGCGCGGGGGGUUCGGGCAGAGAUGGGCUCGGGGUGCAGGAGGGCGUCAGGCAGUUCAUGGCGCUGACUGGAUCCCGCGACGAGGGGCACGCGAGGUUCUGCCUGGAGGCCUGCAGCGGAAACCUGGAGAGGGCUGUCAACAUGUACAUGUCAGAAUUGGCAGAUCCAGGUGACAUUCAGGAGCACCAGAGCCUGCUGUCUGCGUCCAGGGGGGAUCAAGCUGCUGGCAGCAAUAGCAGAGGAUCAGAUAUGGGAAAUGGUGCUGCGUCAAACUCCUUUGCCAGCCUCCUGGGUGGGCUGAUGCGGCUGCCAUUCACCCUCUUACGCAAGGCGUUGGGGCUUGUGCAUUCGGUUAUGAUGUCCACUGUCUUUGCACCCUGGUCAAGGAGACUAAGAUUGAGAGAUGACUAUCAACGAAGCCAUGCUGAAGAAAAUUCUGUAUGCCAAGCACGCCAGUUCAGCGACAGGUUCGAGUUCCUUUAUGGAUCUCAGCAUCCUCCUUUUGUCGAUCAGAGUUGGAGAGAUGCUGCUGCACGGGCUCAUCGAGAGCUCAAGUUCCUUUGGGUGUACGUGCAUGCCCCAGAGCACGAGGAUACAGACAGCUUUUGCCGUGAGGUGCUCUGUGCUCCAGAAGUGAUUGCCUUCCUUUCAGAAAAUUUCGUUUGCUGGGGAGGCGAUGUAAGGCAGAGCGAGGCAUUCAAGCUUGCAGCUUCUCUGGGCGCCACUACCUACCCCUUCAUGUGCCUGCUGGCCUUUUCUGGAUCACGCAUGCACCCAGUGAGCUCGAUGCAGGGUUUUCUGUCAUCAAGGCAACUCAUCAACUCGAUACAGCAGGCCCUCGACGAGCAAGGAGCCUUGCUGGUGGCUGAGAGGAUUGACAGGGAGAGAAGGGACUACGACCGACAGCUGCGCCAGCAGCAGGACUUGGAAUACGAGCGUUCUCUUGAGAAUGACAAGAGGUUAGAGGCCCAGAGGAGGCAGAUUCAAGCAGCAGAGGCGGCUAAACGGCAGACGGAGAUGGAGGAAGAAGCCAGGAAACGACAAGAAACAGAAGCUCGAGAGAUGAAGGCAGAGCAGGCGGUGGCUGCCAUAGAGGGUCGGAAGCAACAGAAGCGGCGAAAUCUCAAGCCAGAGCCUCCUGCUGAUGGCAUAGUUGCUCAAAUACGCAUUCGAAUGCUGGAUGGUGGCAGCCAUUUGAGGCGAUUCAAUUACAAUGAUAAGGUGCAGGACAUCUUCGACUACGUUGAUACCCUUGAGGGCCUGGGGGUGCUGAACUACAGCCUUGUGCGAAUGUUUCCAAGGAAGGCCUUUGACAAGGGCGGUCAUGACCAGACGCUGGUCGAAGCUGGUCUUGUCCCGGACAGUCUGCUGCUGGUGAAGUCAGAUGACGAAUAG
Molecule: messenger RNA, 1542 nt
Organism: Ostreobium quekettii
Lineage: Eukaryota; Viridiplantae; Chlorophyta; Ulvophyceae; Bryopsidales; Ostreobiaceae
Source: the annotation of a GenBank genome assembly